Molecule: messenger RNA, 684 nt
Organism: Aureococcus anophagefferens
Lineage: Eukaryota; Pelagophyceae; Pelagomonadales; Pelagomonadaceae
Exons: 1
Coding region: 1-684 (227 amino acids)
Source: RefSeq, a predicted model, not a curated record
AUGGUCGCCGCGCUGUGCUUGGCGUGCGGCACGACCGCCUUCGUCGGCCCGCGCGGCGGCCACCCGCUCCGCGCGCCGCCGCGGCGCGCCGCCGCGACCGCCGUGGUCGACGCGCUGAAGCAGGACCUGCUGACCUCCAUCGGCAGGCGCGCCGGCGAGGCGGAGAUCCUGCGGCGAGCCGCGCGCGUCGAGGAGGCGGACGUGCGCACGGGCGACGUGAGCGGCCGCUGGGCCUUGGUCUACUCGACGCAGACGGCGUCGCCCCGGCCCGGCUCCGCGCUGCUGAGCGACCUGCCGCAGGAGAUCUCGAACCGCAUCUACGGCCUGCUCUUCAAGGUCGCGCCCUUCCUCGCCGGCGGCGACUCGCGCGACCGCGACGGCCCGCUCAAGGUCGCGAACGAGCAGGUCGUCGACGUGACCGCGCGCGUCGUCGACAAUCGCGUGCGCAUCACGGCGCUCGGCCAGACCCUCAAGCUCCGCGUCUUCGGCUCCGCGGAGGCGACGGACGACGCGGACCGGCUGGCCAUCACCUUCGAGGGCUUCGACGUCAACGACGUCGUCACGCUCCCGCUGCCGCGGCCCCGGGGCGAGAUCGUGACGACGUACGUCGACGGCGACCUCCGGCUCUCGCGGGGCUCGCGCGGCGGCCUCUUCGUGCUGAAGCGCAUGCCCGCGGGGUCUUAA